GUGAGGUCACUCAACAACCCAAUGCCAGUUGCAGCUGGCCCUGCAAGCCAGCGUCGCCUCUGUCCCCUUUUUUCCAUCUUACAUGCCGCCUCUUGUCUACAUGCACGCCUGGCUUGACCUUUUUUCUUAUUUUCUUUCUUCGACAUUCUGUCCUCUCUCUACACACCUCAACGCAUCUUAUCCCUGCCCCUGCAUAAUCUCGCGUCUCCGUCAUGAGCGCAUCUGCAAGCGUGGCUCGUAGAGCCGUUGUGGUGAACCCUUUCUCUGGCAGCGGUCGGGCGAUAUCGAGGUCAACAUUGCGAGCCAGCUCCCUCCAUCUCAGUCGCAACGCCCGGAGCAUCCAGCUACAAAACUCCGCCGUGGCGCUGCUCAUCCCCAUUCGUCCAGUCACCACCGAUACUAAUCGAGGCGGUCACUCGUCUGGCCCGCCGCCUGGUUUCAACGCUGAGGAGGCUAAGCGGCCCAUACCUAAGGAGACGGCGCCUGACCCAAAGACGACGGCGCAAACGAAGGAGGUCCAGUUGAAGGCAGAGGGCAAGAAGGCAGCAGCAGACAGCGAUAAGAGCGACACUCUGACGGAACUGACUGAGCGCAAGGAUGCCUUUGCUGCUUCCAAGAAGGACCCGAAGAAGGACAAGAAGUUGACCAUUGGGCAAAAAAUAAAAAAGGAGGCCCAGCACUACUGGGAUGGCACAAAGCUCCUGGCGACUGAAGUCAGGAUCAGCACAAAACUCGCGGUCAGGAUGGCUGCAGGCUAUGAGCUCACCCGGAGAGAACACCGGCAACUUCAGCGCACUGUUCAGGACCUGGGGCGGCUCGUCCCGUUCUCAGCAUUCGUCAUCAUACCAUUUGCGGAGCUGCUGCUCCCAGUUGCGCUCAAGCUGUUCCCAAACCUCCUCCCAAGCACGUACGAGAACCAGAAGUCAAAGGACCAAAAGGCUCAGACUCUGCGAGCGCUGCGGAGAGACGUUAGCGACUUCCUCCGACAGUCCAUCAAGGAGACCGGGCUCCCACUGUCCGCCGCGACAGCACAGAAGGAGGAGUUUGCCAACUUCUUCCGCAAAGUUCGCGCCACCGGUGAGAAACCCACCGCCGAGGACGUCAUCAAGGUCUGCAAGGCAUUCAAAGAUGAUCUCACCCUGGACAACCUGUCCCGGCCGCAGUUGGUAUCGAUGUGUCGAUACAUGAACCUGAACACGUUCGGCACGGACAUGAUGCUCCGUUACCAGAUCCGACACCGCAUGCGGCAAAUCAAGCGCGACGACCGGGCGAUCAGCUACGAGGGGGUGCAAAGCUUGACGGUCGCCGAGUUGCAGGUGGCGUGCGCCAGCCGUGGGAUCAAGUCGCAUGGCGUCUCACCGGCGCGACUGCGCGAGGACCUGCAGACCUGGCUCGAUCUGCGCCUGAAGGAGGGCGUCCCCUCGACGCUUCUCGUUCUGAGCAACGCCUACAUGUACGGCCAGACUGGCGACAACGCCGUCGCCAACCAGAUCGACGCACUCAUCGGCGUGCUGUCCUCCAUCCCCGAGGAGCUGUACCACGAGAUCGAGCUCGAGGUACACACUGCCGAAGGCGCGGCGACGAACAAGUUGCGCCUGGAGGUCCUCCGUGAGCAGCAGGAGCUGAUCGACGACGAGAGCGAGCAGAACGAGUCCAACCAGGAGAGUGGCCUGGCCACGCCCCGGGAUGUUGACGACAUUGACGAAAAGGACGAGAGGCAGGAGAGAGAGGAGAGGCAAGCGGAGGCCAAGGAUGCUGGACUGGAGAAAAAGCAGGUCGGCGAGGCCAUCGACGCCGAGUUAGAUGCCAGCCAGGCCGACAAAGCAUCUGUCAAGGGUGCGGAGGCCAAGAAAACAGAGUGAGUUGUGCUUGGUGUCACCAGAAGAAAUAUGUGUCCAGACUCCAAGGCGAGGUGAGAUGAUGCGUCAACGGCGCUCUGAGGAAUACAGUAUGCACUAGGACAAGGUUCUGGUCGUGUAAGAACAAACAUGUCUGAUGGACGAGAAUUUGACUGAGCUGUUGCACAAGGGCGCAGGGACGGGUCUGAUAAAGGGGGCCGCCAAAUAAAGACUACAAGACGUUUCGGCACUGGAAAUGGAUAGACUCAUUCAUAUGUUCCUUUUUUUUUUUUUUUCUUUAAGCAAACUCAUCGACGAACGAGGCUAUUAUUGCUAUGUUCUACUAUGCACAGGCCGGUUGGGAAACCAAACUCAUCGUACUGUGAUCCUCCGGACGGACAACACACAGCGAAGCUAUAGAAGCUGCUCCGCUCUUCACCACAGGCAAGAGCACAAAACGGGUGGACCAUGCUCUGGAAACUCUCCUCGUUGAUCUGUUAAAGCAGGUGGAUGUUCCGUAAGCACAGCCGACCAAGGGCGACGUGCGACAUACCUACAUAGGUACCUAGGUAGUAUGCAAUUCAAGAUGGGAGGGAGGAGACGAGAGCAGAUGUGCGCGCAUAGUCGACCAGUAACUGGGUUGCGGAGUGUCACAGGUACCUAGCCCCCUGGGUGGGUAGGGAGAUACCUACCUUGGUUAGCAAGCAG
Diaporthe batatas is the source of this 2546-nucleotide messenger RNA. RefSeq lists its product as uncharacterized. Gene Ontology annotation, molecular function: ribosome binding. The record is from RefSeq and is a predicted model, not a curated record. Gene Ontology annotation, cellular component: mitochondrial inner membrane. Bases 213 to 1862 code for a protein of 549 amino acids. Gene Ontology annotation, biological process: intracellular monoatomic cation homeostasis. The transcript has 2 exons. NCBI's taxonomy places the organism in Eukaryota, Fungi, Ascomycota, Sordariomycetes, Diaporthales, Diaporthaceae.